Neurospora tetraspora is the source of this 2334-nucleotide messenger RNA. Its product is annotated as signal recognition particle, alpha subunit, N-terminal-domain-containing protein. Gene Ontology annotation, cellular component: endoplasmic reticulum membrane; signal recognition particle receptor complex. The record is from RefSeq and is a predicted model, not a curated record. NCBI's taxonomy places the organism in Eukaryota, Fungi, Ascomycota, Sordariomycetes, Sordariales, Sordariaceae. Gene Ontology annotation, molecular function: GTP binding; GTPase activity; signal recognition particle binding. The coding region runs from base 221 to 2200 and encodes 659 amino acids. Gene Ontology annotation, biological process: SRP-dependent cotranslational protein targeting to membrane; intracellular protein transport. The transcript is spliced from 4 exons.
CGCCGAUGCACCAUUAUGACAGUUUGGCUUCCACCUGCAUUGCCCGAGUCUUGGUCUUGCUCGAAGCACUUCACUUCCGCCCCUUUUCCAACUUUUUACUCUUUCAAUCCUCACACUCUCUUCCUCUUUGACACAAUUCGCACUCCUUCAAACGCCAAUUGACAUCAAGGAGGUUAUAUACCAGCUUACCACUUCGAAACGGGGAACCUUCAGACGAACCAUGUUGGACACUUUCGAGAUCCUGACGACGUCAGGGGUGGUGUUGUGGUCAAGGACAUACGCCGCCGUCAGUCCUGCUGUGGUCAACAACUUCAUUUCCGACGUCUUCAUCGAGGAGAAGAGCGCCGUUGCUGGUACCAAGGAUGGCGCUUCUGCGUCGGCCAAUCCGCCUUACAAAUAUGACCAACAUACACUGCGCUGGUCGUUCGAGAAGGAACUGGGUAUUAUCUUUGUUGCGGUUUACAGAUCACUCCUACACCUCUCAUGGAUCGACAAGCUCGUUGACAACAUCCGGACCAUCUUCGUGAACCUCUAUGGCGACCAGCUCAAGAAGCCGAACGUUACGCUUAUUCAAUGCGCCAGAUUCGAUAACUACUUCGACCAACAACUGCAAGAGCUCGAGAAGACGGGCAGUAAAUCAGAUUCGAAAGACGUUCGCGCAUUCCAAAAUGAACCUUUGUCAGACGACUUGAGCGAUAUGCCCCCGCCGCUACCUGGCCUUGUCCGUGGCGGCCGUGUUCCGAGCAACAGCAAUACAAGCAAGCAGGGCGAUUCGGACUUCGAUACAUCGCCGAACGCAUCGCGGCCCACCACUCCCGCUGUAGCAAGUCACCUUCUGGUGGCAAAGCCAGGUCCGGGAGGCAAGAUGUCGAGAAGAGCGAGAAAGCUACAGAAUACCAACUCUGCGCCCGCUUCUUCGGGGGAUGAAGCGUCUGCCAAACGGGCCAAGGCCAAGGCCGCCAAGAAGGGAAGAAAAUGGGAUGCGGACGGCCUUGCUGACGAGGAGGAUGAUGUUCAACUCGACUUCUCCACCUCCAAAGCUACAAGUGAUAGUGAAGGUGAAGCAGGAAGGCGGCCGGCCGUUGAAGAAGUAGAUGCCUCAACAUGGGGUUCGACCACAAAGGGAAAGUUUGUGCUCAGGGACCUGGGCGACGAGGUUCACUCGAUUCUCGCGUCUGCGGAGGCCAAAAAUUCCGCAUCCAAGACCGAUGCCCCAACUGGUCUGGUGGGAACAGGUCUGAGUGCUAUUGGAGGUCUUUUCAGGAACGUAGUGGGUGGCAAGGUCUUGACUAAGGAGGAUUUGGAUAAGGCCAUGAAGGGCAUGGAAGAGCAUUUGUUGAAGAAGAACGUCGCGCGCGAGGCUGCUGUGCGCCUCUGUGAAGGAGUUGAGAAGGAGCUUAUUGGUGUCAAGACAGGAAGCUUCGAGAGCAUCAAUACCAGGAUACAAAAAGCCAUGGAGGUCUCGUUGACCAAAAUGCUUACGCCCACAUCCUCGCUGGACCUUCUUCGCGAGAUCGACUCGAUCACAUCACCACCAGCCACGUCUCUGCGCAAGGCGAGACCCUAUGUCAUGUCCAUUGUUGGUGUCAACGGUGUCGGCAAAUCGACCAACCUGUCAAAGAUCUGCUUCUUCCUCUUGCAGAACAAGUACAAGGUGCUGAUUGCGGCUGGUGACACCUUCCGCUCAGGCGCCGUUGAGCAGCUGGCGGUGCAUGUGCGCAACCUCAAGGAACUCACACAAAGAGAAGGCGGCAAGGUUGAAUUGUACCAAAAGGGAUACGGCAAGGAUGCCGCUGCGGUGGCCAAGGAUGCCGUCGCAUUUGCUGCCCAGGAGGGCUUCGACGUGGUGUUGAUUGACACAGCCGGUCGUAGGCACAACGACCAGCGGCUAAUGUCUUCGCUUGAGAAGUUUGCCAAGUUUGCGCAACCUGACAAGAUCCUGAUGGUUGGCGAGGCACUCGUCGGUACCGAUUCCGUGGCUCAGGCCAAGAACUUCAACGCCUCGUUCGGAGCUGGCCGAACUUUGGACGGGUUUAUCAUCUCCAAGUGCGAUACAGUAGGAGAUAUGGUGGGCACAAUUGUCAGCAUUGUUCACGCCACGAACGUUCCUGUUUUGUUCGUGGGAGUUGGACAGCAUUAUUCGGACCUCAGGAACUUUUCUGUCAAGUGGGCAGUCGAGAAGCUGUUGAGCAGCGCAUAAACUGCGUAGCCGGCCGUUCGGGGGGACUAUAUCAAUUUGUAUAGCAGAUCAUUCUUUGUACAUGGCUCUUGGAAUAUCCACCAUGGAUAACCGCAUAUCCAGUCGGCAGUAUUAAUCGAUAUAAUUCAUCACAA